Molecule: messenger RNA, 1129 nt
Organism: Ipomoea triloba (trilobed morning glory)
Lineage: Eukaryota; Viridiplantae; Streptophyta; Magnoliopsida; Solanales; Convolvulaceae
Product: polygalacturonase-like
Exons: 4
Coding region: 101-1129 (342 amino acids)
Biological process (GO): carbohydrate metabolic process
Molecular function (GO): polygalacturonase activity
Source: RefSeq, a predicted model, not a curated record
UCUAUUUAAAUUCUUCAUUUCUCACAUUACCUCACCACCUUCUAAACAAUCUCUCAACUCCGAUCCCUUAGUUAAGGUUAAGAAAAAGAUCGAAUUUUCAAUGAAAAUUAGGGCUGGAAGUUUCAUUACCAUUUUUGUGUGGGCAGUACUAUGUUUCGUGUUCUUUAACGAAGCAUUAGCGACAGGUGUUACAACUUUUAAUGUUGUCGACUUAGGAGCGGAACCCGACGGCGAAACGGACGCGGCCGAGAUUUUCCAACGGGCGUGGUGUGCAGCUUGUGGGUCCCCGGAUCCGGCCAAGAUUUAUGUGCCGGAGGGAAUGUUUUUGAUCCGGCAAGCAUAUUUUAGCGGGCCUUGCGAGAACAACAACAUUGUCUUUGAAAUUUGGGGCACCCUUGUUGCUCCUUCCGAUUACAACGUCAUCGGCAAUGACGAUAACUGGCUGGCGUUUGAACAUGUUGACGGAGUUGCCAUCAUCGGCGGCAAACUUUACGGUCAAGGCGCCGGCCUCUGGGCUUGUAAGGAUUCCGGCAACGAAUGUCCCAAGGGCGCAACGAACUUGUCAAUUACAAACUCAAAAAACGUUGUCGUCACUGGGCUGCUUUCCCUAAACAGCCAAAUGUUCCACGUCGUCGUCAACCGGUGCGGUAGGGUAACGAUGCAAGACAUUGAAAUCAAGGCCCCCGGAGACAGUCCCAACACAGAUGGAAUUCAUGUUCAAUUAUCAUAUGAUGUUACUAUACUCAACUCUAAAAUAACAACCGGAGAUGACUGCAUCUCAAUUGGACCGGGUGCAAAAAAUUUGUGGAUGGAAAAUAUUUUAUGUGGACCUGGCCAUGGUGUUAGCAUUGGGAGUUUGGCCAAGAAUUUAAAAGAAAAAGGGGUGCAGAAUGUGACGUUGAAAACAGCUACGUUCAAGAACACACAAAACGGAGUGAGAAUAAAAGCUUGGGGUAGACCAAGUAAAGGGUUUGCCAGAAAAAUCGUUUUCAAAGAUUUAAAAAUGAGGAAUGUCCACAACCCCAUUCUCAUCGACCAAAACUAUUGCCCAGACAAUAAAAAUUGUCCGGGUCAGCUCAAUUCUCACAUAGGAGGGACCCCAACAUAUCUCCCCCUACCGACUAUGUGA